AUGCUGGCCAUUUAUGAUAAUGUUGCCAUUGGCGCCAGCGAAGAAUCUUCACCGCUGGGACUAGAACCCCUUUUUUGUCUCUUCGCCUUUCACCGACAGUCGCAGAUCCAUACCUUAAGCCUAAAUCAGACAUCUGCGUGGCAACCAUUCGGAUGGGACCCGUUAGGACCAAAUGGCAGGAAAGACAAACAGGCAGACCGCUGUUCGCCAUGCGUAUUUUCGCAAGCUUUGGAUGAUGUGGAGCAGCAAAUUGUUGCUGAGGCAAUUGACGAAUCCCUUUCCGACGGUGAGCAUGGAACUCAACGGCAUUUUGAGUUGAAGGAUGUUCCCAUGUUUGUUUCCACGUGA
Molecule: messenger RNA, 348 nt
Organism: Sclerotinia sclerotiorum 1980 UF-70
Lineage: Eukaryota; Fungi; Ascomycota; Leotiomycetes; Helotiales; Sclerotiniaceae
Exons: 3
Coding region: 1-348 (115 amino acids)
Source: RefSeq, a predicted model, not a curated record